AGAAGGGCGAUGAGAGGGCAGAUACGCUUGUGAACAACAGGUACAACUGUCGUGGUCGUUUUUCUCAAAGUUGCCGUAAUGCCACGUACAUUUCCUUAUAUCAGUACAAAAGUCUUCUGUUACAAACUUCUAUUCGGUCAAAUAAGCCUCACGUAAUUCAACACUUACUCGUGUACCUCGAUACAAACAGGGCAUAGUUUACGCGGACAGAUUUUUGGGCGGAGUAAAUGCUCUCGCUUCGCCUCUUCCUCUCUGACUAAACUGUUCCUGUGAGUCACAUGACAGCUAGCGAACCUCCUGACUCCUUUCUGUCGAUUGUUUUCUUACUCGGAUAUUAUUGCUAAAGGAAGAUGGCUGCGGAGAUGGAACCGCCACCACUGGGAGAUGCAGGACAGACUGACUUCAGGGAAAUAGAAGAUGGAGAAGGCUUUUUUGUCAGUACUGUCACUACACUAGAGUCUCCAGAACCCUCAUCUCCAGAUCCACCCAGCAUGCCUGCAGAAGGCAUCAGCACAAAUGGACCUAAGCAAGAAGACAUUUCAUUGGAUGAUGACCCAGAGGAUCUGUUUGCAGAAGCAACAGAGGAGGUUUCUCUGGAUAGUCCAGAGAGGGAGCCCAUCCUGUCAGACGGUCCAUCUCCGGCCAUCACCCCAGUCACCCCCACAGCUAUGCUCACCCCCAGGAUGGGCCUGGGCACUGCCGAGAUGUUUGAGAGAUCCCUGGAUGAGAUUGAAGAGGACGAUAGUGGUGACACCUUUGACAUGCAUAUAGCAGUGUCCGAUCCAGAAAAAGUUGGGGAUGGAAUGAAUGCUUACAUGGGAUACAAAGUAACUACAAAGACCUCUAUGACCAUUUUCAGCAAGAAUGAAACCACUGUAAGGAGGAGGUUUAGUGACUUUCUAGGCUUGCACAGCAAACUAGCCUCCAGGUACCUGCAUAUAGGAUACAUAGUCCCUCCCGCUCCAGAGAAAAGCAUUGUGGGAAUGACUAAGGUCAAAGUUGGGAAAGAGGAUUUGUCUUCUGCAGAAUUUGUCGAGAAGAGAAGAUCAGCCUUAGAAAGGUAUCUGAUGAGAACAGUGAAACAUCCCAUCCUGCUGAAGGAUCCGGAUGUCAUGAUGUUCCUGGAGAGUUCAGAGCUGCCGAGAGCGGUUAGCACCCAGGCGCUGAGUGGGGCCGGAAUAUUGAGGAUGGUAAACAAAGCUGCCGACGCUGUCAACAAAAUGACAAUCAAGAUGAAUGAAUCGGAUGCGUGGUUUGAGGAGAAGCACCAGCAGUUUGAGAACCUCGACUUGCAACUCAGAAAACUGCAUGCUAGUGUGGAGUGUCUGGUCUGCCACCGGAAAGAGCUGUCGGUAAACACGGCAUCCUUCGCCAAGUCGGCAGCCAUGCUUGGGAACUCCGAGGACCACACAGCUCUGUCGCGGGCCCUGUCGCAGUUGGCCGAGGUGGAGGAGAAGAUCGACCAGCUGCACCAGGACCAGGCUUACGCUGAUUUCUACCUGUUCUCCGAGCUGCUGGGGGACUAUGUACGUCUCAUCACUGCAGUCAAGGGUGUAUUUGACCACCGGAUGAAGACUUGGUCCAAGUGGCAGGACACCCAGCUCUUGCUGCAGAAGAAGCGUGAGGCUGAGUCCAAACUCCAGUUCGCAAACAAGCCUGACAAGCUACAGCAGGCUCAGGACGAAAUCAAAGAGUUGGAGGGGAAGGUCCAGCAAGGUGAAAAAGACUUUGAGCUGAUUUCCAAAACCAUUCGAAAAGAAGUGAGCCGAUUCGAGAAAGAAAGAGUGAAGGACUUCAAAGUUGUCAUUAUUAAAUACCUGGAGUCGCUUGUGCAAACACAACAGCAGCUGAUAAAGUAUUGGGAGGCGUUCUUACCCGAAGCCAAAGCUAUCGCAUAAUAACUGGAUGGCCUGCCUUGCCUGCGUUUUUGCCAACCAUAGCACCCCUGUCUGAUGAUCACACAUUUUCUUAUGUUUACGUCCAGAUCACGCCUUCAAGAGAAUGCAUGGAGAAACAAAAUACACGUUUUGACAUGCAUAAUAAAACCACUUAAUUUUGGUGGAGAAUUGCUCUGUUACCCUAUGAUUUCACCUGAAAGAAGCACCUGUCCCAUUUCUGUUGAGAGAUUAACCGCACGAGGACUGUGAUAAGCCAGGGACUUCGCACUCCCUGAUUGAUCAAACACUACUACUCUGUCUUAUUUACUACCAGUAUGAUUUGUGCAUUUAAUAAUUGCCACCUAAUGUGCAAUGGUUGAUUUCUUUUACUAGAUUUUUUUGUUGUAUUGUUUAAUUUGAAAGCCUUUUCUUUUGACUUUACAUUCCCGUGCCGCAAAUGUUUGAGUACUUUAAUUCUAAUAAAGGAAUGUAUCUCGGU
This is a messenger RNA of Oncorhynchus kisutch (coho salmon), 2376 nucleotides long. It is a transcript of the gene snx2, whose product is annotated as sorting nexin 2. Gene Ontology annotation, biological process: early endosome to Golgi transport; intracellular protein transport. Bases 351 to 1898 code for a protein of 515 amino acids. Gene Ontology annotation, cellular component: endosome membrane; endosome. Lineage: Eukaryota; Metazoa; Chordata; Actinopteri; Salmoniformes; Salmonidae. The transcript has 15 exons. The record is from RefSeq and is a predicted model, not a curated record. Gene Ontology annotation, molecular function: phosphatidylinositol binding.